Molecule: messenger RNA, 615 nt
Organism: Capsicum annuum
Lineage: Eukaryota; Viridiplantae; Streptophyta; Magnoliopsida; Solanales; Solanaceae
Source: the annotation of a RefSeq genome assembly
AUGGAAACAAUUGUAAAGUAUGAACUUUUCCAGGUGUGCCAACCUAACCUUGUCACCCCAGAAUAUGUUGUUUGGAGAAGCGAGCGAGUUAACGGCGGCAUUGUGUUACCAUUUGCUGUGACCGAAGCUUUUAACGUUUUCUUCCGGUUACCUUCAGAAGCUGAGAUUGUCAGGCAGGAAUUUUAUACUAAGCGAAGAGAAUGGGAACGGGAAAAGGAAGAGCUUCAGAGACAAGUGUUUGAGCUUCAGUUGGAUGUACAAGGGAUGGGUGAUCACCUUACAGUAGCUGCAAAAAGACAAACAAGGCUGGCUCUUAUUGAGGAUGAGAAACCUUUCGGGGAUCGGGAAGAUACAACCAAGUUUGUUCAGUGCGAAGCCGAAGACGGAUCAAGCAAGGUCUUUCAGAACCUCUGCUUUAGGCCUUUUCAAGUAAAGUCCGAGACGAAACUCCCAAUCCCUACUUCGCGAAAUAAGAGCAUCUUUGAUGCCGUUGGCCGAGUUUCUUCAAAACCUGUAUUUCAGGUCUCGCAGAGCCUCAAGCGGAAAUAUCAUAUCAUAAGAGAGAGAAGAAUUCACUACGCGAAAGAACAGAAAAAUAAACCUGUCCAAGAUUAG